AUGCCUCGGAUCCUCACCGACGCCAACGUCCAUUUUCUCACCAAAGCCUUCGCCUCCACGCCAGACGUCGCUUGGCAAGCUUUUGAGAAAGACUUCAUCGCAAAGACUAGCUGGCCGGUUACUGGCCUACGUCGAAUCUCCCCGCCACUCGCAGAUGCCUGGAUUGCUGUUUUUUACUAUGGCAUCGAUCGCUAUUACAAGACACCACAGUCAACGUUGAGAUACAGCGACUUUAGGGAGCAGUUUUCUGUGCCUUCAAACCAUUCUUUUAGGCAAUUACAUGCGGACAAACUCUCUUCCGUGCAAUCCGUGAGAGCGGCCCGAGGCUGGACAACGUCUUUCUUUGCCGACCUUAACAAGCGCAACGUCCGCCUUCCAGCUCUCCCAGGCAGGGAAUUCAUAGAGCAGCUUGCCGUCGCUGCAGCAACAUUUCCGCUACCUGAUUUCGCCACUCUUUUUACUGCCUGGCUUCCUCAGCAUCUCAACACGAUUAAAAAGGCCGCGAAGAAUAGCACACGAUUUCAACCUAGCACCCGCAUCAUCACAGCAGCGGAUCUGCGAGCGUUCAUUGCUUGGAUAGAUACAGUAGGUCAGCAAUUGACUACGGCCCAAGGUGCACCAUCUCACCCAAUCUCGCAAAAGGCAACCGUUGAGUCAAACAUUCCAGCAGGGCUACUGACAAGUAGAAGCCCGUGUGGCCAAUCUCAAGCAGAACCUCCACCUUCUCCAACGCUACAAUUGGCAGAGCUUCCCCAAGGACACUUCGCCCAUAUGUCAGACCACGAUAGUUUACCAUCCCCUCGCUACACCAACGCAAAGGAUCCAUUCACCCAAUCUUCGCUGGAUGAGGGCUUGAUCCUGUCAAUUCUACCCCAAUUCGAUGGAGCCUCUGAGAUAAACUCCCCGCCAAUGAAUUUGCAUGCACAAUAUACGCUACCACAACUUAGACCAGUCCACAGACGCGAACCAGCCACAGCUAGCUUGCAAGCAUCGCUGGCGAAUCGCAACUCUUCUCAAAAACAUGUAGCAGAUUAUGAUUCGAACAUCACCCUCACCGAGCUCUCAGACGGAGCGAUGACCGAGCUGGAAACGAGUCUGCAUACACACAAUCAGCCAGGACCACAACGGAAGAAGUCAAGAUUGACAUGGACAGACAGUGUUGCAGAACGAGACCUUCAAGAAGAGUUACAUUCCUUGGAGGAGGAAAUGGAUGCCACACUGGAAAGGAUCAAGGCAAAUUACGAGGUGGCGCACACGAACCAUAACCUUGCUGUCAAGGCGCUCGAAAAGCACAAUGCACACCUCACUCUCCAAUACAAUACCUCUACACCAACCUCAAUCAACGACAUCAUCUCAAAAUACAUGCAGCAAAUCGCGAAAAUCGGGUUGCGCAUCACCAAAGACCAAUCAUACCUCUGUACAUUGGAUGAUAACUCGACGGACUCUGACGGGCACGUUGGUAAUGUAUCUACAGGUGUCGCGAGUGCUAUACAGACAAGGAUUACGCGAGAUGAAAAGAGAGUGCAGCAUAAGAUCCAGCAAAAGGUGGCAGUGCAGCACGCUUUGCUAAACCUAAACCAUUGCAAAGAUCGUGUUGUGCAGACGCAGACAGCGCUGAUUCAAGCGAAUCACGCUUGGGAGAAAGAGAAGACUGCACUUGCGCGUCACACUGGCUGGCUGCAGACCAUCCAGACCAAGUAUAGCAUUGCCCAGCUUGAGGGGAGGGUGGGCGAGAAUCGUAGAGCCUGA
Molecule: messenger RNA, 1749 nt
Organism: Plenodomus lingam JN3
Lineage: Eukaryota; Fungi; Ascomycota; Dothideomycetes; Pleosporales; Leptosphaeriaceae
Source: RefSeq, a predicted model, not a curated record